Thyridium curvatum is the source of this 3474-nucleotide messenger RNA. RefSeq lists its product as uncharacterized. NCBI's taxonomy places the organism in Eukaryota, Fungi, Ascomycota, Sordariomycetes, Thyridiales, Thyridiaceae. The coding region runs from base 1 to 3474 and encodes 1157 amino acids. The record is from RefSeq and is a predicted model, not a curated record. The transcript is spliced from 3 exons. Gene Ontology annotation, molecular function: protein binding.
AUGUUAUGGGCCUCAUGGACUACGCUUGUUCCAACGCUGCUUGUUUCUUGCGCCGUUCUGUCCUGGUGGUUCAGUGAGCCCAAGACUGUUCAUCUCAACCUCAUCGUCGCAAUCGGCUGCAUCCUCUUCUGUUGGGCCGUCGCUCCCGAGCUGACUCGCGACUUCCCUGCCUCGCUAUACGCCUACCUCAGGACCGCCAUCCACGAAUAUCAGUUCGACCGCGUGCUCCUGAGGAAUGCCACAAUGAUUGUCACCAGUGCAGCCUUGUUAUGGCUGCUCCGGAGAGCCGUCCAGACACUAUGGAAGCCCGUGCCCGAACUCAUCAGCAUUCUCGGCGUCGAGGUGCCCGACCCGCCAGAUGUCUCGUUGACGGCCAUUGGGGUUGACAAGGCGACUGUCGCGUGGACUCGGCCACAGGCCAAUCGGCCUGUGCAGAAGUUCCUGAUCCAAGUCAACGGUGUCAAUGUGGGCGAGUCUGCCACGAAUCAAGAUACAUUUAUCACGGUCUCGGGACUGAAACCUGACCACUUCUACAACGUGCGCGUUAUCGCCGUGGGAUCGAACAACUUCCAGGCAGGGAGCCGAGUGAUCCGACUCCGGACUUUUGGCACUGACGGGCGGCCGCAAUUGGGUACCUCGAGACUGCCAUCCAGUUUCUCCGCCGAGGACCUCCCAUCUCGCCCGGGGGACCAGUCUGACGAGCCCACUUCGAAAGGGCAGGUCACUACGAUUGCCACUCCGAUUCCGGCUGAAACAACUGCAGCCCUCGCGAGAGAAGGCAGUGCCCCGUCAACAGCAGGCUCCAGGCGGAAUACAAUCAACAGGAAACAUUCGCCGUCAACCACCAGUCUCGAUCGUCAGUCGAUCAAAGAAGAAGGCGAUGAUCCCUCGGAAGCUCAGAUGGCAGAACUGAACCAGAAGUAUCUUGGCCUACGCAGGGAAACCGAGGAGACCGCCGCCCUCAUCGCCAAGGAGGAGGAGGAUAACAAGCGAUUGCUUGAUGAAUUGGAAGCCGAGAAGAAGGGGAGGAGGCGGGAGCAGAAAAAGAAGGAAGAGCAGACCGAGAAGUUGAAGAGGGAGCAAGGCACCACGGACAGGACAAUGCGCAACGCUCUCCAGCGAAAGGCGCAGAAGGAAAAGCUGCUCAAAGAAAGACAGGCCGAGCUCGCCAAAUACCACGACAAUGUCGCCAAGUGGGAAAAGGGCAUCGUGGACAUGCGCAAGGAGCAGGAGAGCUACGUCGAGCAGAAGGACGUCCUGGAGGAAGAGCGGAAUGAGAAAGUCGAGUCCCUCCGGGAGGCGAACCAGGAUCUCCAACAGGAAUGCGCGCGCCUAGAGCAAGAGCUAAAGGAGAGACGGCAGCAGGUGAAGGAGCUGGAGGAUGCCAGGAAGAAGCUUCCCGGCGGCGAAGAGGAUUCAGAAACCCGCGAGAAGAAUCUGGAGCUCCGUCGCGAUUGGCAGCGGAGGGAGAUGGGUUACCGGGAGAUGAUCAUACACGAGAACCGGAGGGAGAUCCAUCUCGACCGACACAUCAACGCGCUCUCCGCCCAACUCCAGCAAAUUCCACAGUCUACCUUUGGCAUGUACAACCAGGCGAACUCAUCUGGUAUCGAUUUCGAUAGUGCAUCGCACAACCAAAUCAAACGCCGAAGUCACAACAGCAAUUCGCUGUCGAACGCCAACGUGUCGUCCCCGCCUCAGCUCUUUUCCAUGGCCGAGUUGCCGACCUUCAAUACGACUACGAGGACUGCUGCUCCGGGCUUCGCUCCGGGGCCUUUCAUGGGCCUUUCUGCGGAUCUCCAGUCCGAAGCGGAGGAAGCAGGCCUGCGAGCGUUGCUUGGCGAUGCGCCUCUGAGCCCUACUGCUACUUCACUAUUGCCGUCCAACAUUUUUGCCGACGACGAGCCUCCAAGUCCCACUGCUGGCAAGCUCCAGAUCAGUCCGUUUAUCCCCUCCAUUUCCCCAGACAACGAGCCACAGUCUCCGGCUUCUUCAGGGCCCGCCCUCAGCAUCCUGUCCAGUCCACAAGGAUCCGCCCACAACCUGCCAUUCUCACAACGUGCUGGUGAUGCCAGCGAGCGAGGUUCGUUGCGUGGCUCCUUGCGAGGACCAAUGUCAUCGCCGAUUGCCCCUCCUGGGGAGACAUUGCCACCGAAGUUCGGAUUCCUAUCCUCUCUGCAGCGGACGAGGACUGGCAAGGGCAUCGAUGAAGGCCCCGCUCUAGGCUCGCUCAAGGCGGGUCAAAGCCAGUCUUUUCCAAGGCAAGGCGACGAAGGGGAAGGCGCCAAGCGACGGAUCAGCCUUUCGUCCUGGAACAUGUUCAACCGCAAUUCCACUGGACCUGAACUCAUCGAAGGCCAAGUCAGUCAGCCGUCCCGAGGUUUCUCGGCCAGGAGCCUCUUGCCGUUCGGGACAAGGGCCACCAGCGGCAUCUUCUCUGAACGAGACCCAAGCAGCCCUAGGCCUGCAUCGAUAGCAUCCUCAGAACUACCGAGGCCUUCGACGGAUAGCAACUCUAUUUGGGGGCCUCCGGGCGAUAGCAUGGGCCUGCCGAAGCCCUCCCGCCUCUGGUCUCCAGACAAUGCCUGGUCUCGAAACCCGUCUCGCCGACCCUCUAUCCACGGAUCUCCAUCGGCUCUCAAGACCAACUUGGCAUCUGCUGAAGAUGAGAUCCUGGAUGAUGACGCGCUUCUUGACCCGCAGGCCUCUCCCAGUCAGGUGGGCGUCAUCGGCUCUCGCCCUCCAGCCGGCAUGAAGGCAUUACCGAAGAGCCUGAACCCCACUGCACCGACAUUCAUGACCAAUCUAUUCCGGCCAAAGACAGACAAAGACAAGGAAGGAGGCAGAGAUAAAGAGAAGAGCAAGGGAAAAGAGAAGUCCAAGGACAGACUGAAGGAAAAGGGCAAAGGCAACGAUGCCUCCCUUACGCCUACGCUUUCCGUGGAUGAGUCUCCGUCCGACUCGCGCAAAUCCCGAGAUGGCUACUCUGUCCAUACGCAGACCUCGGUCUCGGUGUCAGAGUCGCGUGAGUCGCUAUCUCUGGAUCAGUCUUUGUCCAACACGCCGUCGGAGUCGAAUAACGGCCUCGGCUAUUCAGCCAAGGACCCGGAGAAUGCUUUCAGGAAGCUCUUCAGAAAGGACAGCACCAGCAAGCUCAGCUUCUCACAGCGGCUCCGCAAGGGCAAGGGCCCUGGGAGCGUGACGAACUCGGAGAAGAAUAUGGCAGCUGACCGGUCCAGCAUUGGGGACAUGGACGAGGGUGAUGAGAUCGUGCUGGGUCGAAGCUACGACAGCGUGACAAGCAGCCCUUCCCUGGCGCCGUCCAAGUCUAAGGAGAAGGUGGAAAGCAAGCUCAAGUCUUCAGGAUCAUGGUUCGGUAUUAAGAAAAAGCCGAAGGAAAAGGAGAGCCUGGAGAUGGAGCGCGAGAGGAGCGUCGAUGCUGAUGCAGAGGAAGACAAAAAGUCGCAGGCUUGA